Scutellospora calospora is the source of this 1423-nucleotide messenger RNA. NCBI's taxonomy places the organism in Eukaryota, Fungi, Glomeromycota, Glomeromycetes, Diversisporales, Gigasporaceae. The record is from the annotation of a GenBank genome assembly.
AAGAGGAAAAUCUUAUUUUGCAAACACUCUUCUUGGACGUCAUGACGGAUUUGAACUUGGUUCAUCGGUAAAUGGAUGCACCAAAGGUAUUGAUAUUUGGGAUACCCCAUUCUAUCAUGAAGGCAAACGUGUUGUCAUUAUUGAUUGUGAGGGCAUUGAUGACCCAAACCAGGAAGUUCCGUGGGCAAAUAAACUUUUUAUAUUAUGUCUGGCUAUCUCUUCAACACUUAUAUACAAUAUUAAUGGAAUUAUUGGAAGAGAUGAUAUCGAAAAGUUAUUCCUAAUGACUAAAAUUGUAUCUCUCAUCCAACCACCAAAUGAUUACCAAUAUUUGCCGAAUUUGGUCGUUCUUCUUCGAGAUUUCCAACUAGAUAGUCCGCCUGAUUUUGUAAAGUAUUUUCUUGAAAGAUUGUCAAAUGUUAAUUAUGAUGCUGCGCAAGAUAUUACAAAAUUUUUUAAACAAUUCAAAGUCUAUGCGCUUCCAUCUCCAGGAAUUCGUCAAGAUGCUAUGAGAGACAUGAGCAAAAUUGAGACCAAUCAAUUAGAUCCUAGUUUUGUUAAAAAGAUUGAAGAAAUUGUAACAAAUAUUUUUGAAAAUUUGCCUCCAAAAUAUCUUAAUGCUUCAACAAUGACAGGAAUAGUUUUUGCUGAAUUUCUUGAGAGAUGUGUUGUACAAAUAAAUGAUCCAGAAAACACCAUGUUAUCGAUUCCAAGUGCGUAUGAAGCUACCAUUAAUUAUGCUGCUCAAAAAGCAUAUGAGACUUGUCUUGAAACUUAUAAUGAAAUGAUGAACCAAAUAAGCAUUACUGGGUUUCCAAUUUCUUGGAAUGAGUUUGAAGAUAUUCAUAAUGUCGCGCUUGAAAUUGCGAUGAAAACUUUCAUUCAACAAAUCGUUGGUAGCACUGAUCAAAUUCAAUCUUUUCAAGAAACAUUUUUUGAUAAAAUUACUACUGUGAAAGAUCAACUAUACAUGAAAAACUCUGCAGCCAUGUAUGAAUAUCAUAAAGAAUGGGCACAGAAACUCUGGAAAGAGAACGUCGCGCAUGGAUUAGAAAUAGAAAAACUUUUUGAUAUGGACAAAUUUGAAGAGGCAAUUAAAUUGUUUGAACGAACUUAUGGAACUAUAGCAAAGCCAGGGCAAGAAGCUGUACAAAAAUUACUUGAAGAAAAAGUAAAGAAUAUGGAAGAUAACCUUCGCAGUCAGGAACAACAUAGCGAACAAGCAAUUAAUCAACUAAAAAAUGAAAAUCAGCAUAUGCUUAAUAAAGUUAAAGAAGAAAGCCAGUUGAAAAUAAAUAGUCUGCAAGAACAACUAAACAAUAAUACUCAAAAGAAAACCGACUUUUUAGAUUUAAUUAAAGAGAUUGUCUGUAUUGGUGAAGCAAUUUUACCAAUAAUAAAAUGUUUUCUUAAAAAAAAAUAA